Messenger RNA from Girardinichthys multiradiatus, 2981 nucleotides. Its product is annotated as TBC1 domain family member 16-like. Gene Ontology annotation, molecular function: GTPase activator activity. Gene Ontology annotation, cellular component: early endosome. Gene Ontology annotation, biological process: activation of GTPase activity. Lineage: Eukaryota; Metazoa; Chordata; Actinopteri; Cyprinodontiformes; Goodeidae. Bases 221 to 2455 code for a protein of 744 amino acids. The transcript is spliced from 13 exons. The record is from RefSeq and is a predicted model, not a curated record.
CAGACACGUGCGGCGGUGCCCCAUACACUAAUAAACCACUGCGAUAAAAAACAGCUGACUUGGAAUUAACCCGAGCUAAAAGCGGGGAAAAGAGCCGAAACCAGGGCCGGUUCGUGGCCCUGGGGCCCUAUCCACUUGCUGGGAUGGUUGUCCGGGGUGGGCUGUAGAUUCCUGCGGCGGGACUGAAGAGGAUGGACGCAGUUUCCCAGUGCCUGAGGAGAUGUCUCUGGGUCGGCUCCUUUGGCGUGCCUCCUCCAAGGCCUCCGACCUCCUGACCUUAAACUCCGGGGCAGGGGGCUCAUCGUUGCGCUCUGGGUUGGAUGGCGAGAUCAUCUUCUCAAAGAAUAAUGUUUGCGUGCACCCUGCGGAGCCCCUCCCUGGCCUGGCCGAGCACCACCCAGGCUACCUGUGCGUGCACGUGGAGAAAGAUGAGUGCCUGGGCUCCACGCUGUUUCUGACGUGGGUGCCAAAUUCCCGCAUCCAGAGGCAGGAUGAGGAGGCGCUGAGAUACAUCACUCCUGAGAGCUCACCUGUACGCAGGAACGCCCGCCAAAGAGGCAGAAGACCGCGUUCACGUCCUCCGGUAGCAGCUCCAGAGGAAGAGAAGGAGGAGAGGAACAUUAACAACAGCACCUCCACCCAGAGCUUGGUGGGUGAGAAGGGCUUGGACCCCUCCUCUAACCAGCAGCAACUGCUGCUUUUAACCGGGGAGGAGGGCGAUGAGGGAUCCUAUGAGCUGUCGGACGAAGUGAGCCGGGACAGCACCAUGGGCUCAGACUUCUCCUCCCCGUUCUGCCUGUCACCCGUCAGCGAGGCUCUGUGUGAGAGCAGCGGCUCUGUCUUCCUGGACACUGAAAGCAGAGAGCUGUGUGAGGAGUCCAUGAACCACUCUGUGAGCUCUGCAUCCAGUCUGGACAGCCACGCCCCCUCUGAAGGCGGCUGUCCGUCGCAGGCCAUGCGAUGGGAGGAGCAACAGAAGCUGCUGGCUCUGGAGCAGCUGUGUGGAGUCUUCAGGGUGGACCUGGGUAACAUGAGGUCACUGAGACUCUUCUUCAGUGAUGAUCCAUGCACUAGUGGCCAGUUUGUGAUAGCUAGCAGGGAGAGCCAGUAUAAGAUACUUCACUUUCAUCAUGCUGGUCUGGACAAGCUGGCUGAGGUCUUCCAGCAGUGGAAGGGCUGCAGGGAAACCCAACCUAAAGACCAGGUGUCAGACGAAAAGUCCUGUAUGCAGUUUUCCAUCCAGAUGCCGACCUUGCCAUCAACCGAGACCCACCCGGAGGAGAGGCUUUACCGGAGGGUGGACGUCACCACCUGGCUGCGUCACCUCAACCACAGCGGGCAGGUGGAGGAGGAGUACAAGCUGCGGAAGGCCAUCUUCUUUGGCGGCAUCGACCCAUCCAUCCGAGGCGAGGUGUGGCCCUUCCUGCUUCACUACUACAGCUACGACUCCACCUCGCAGGAGAGGGAGGCCUGGAGGCUGCAGAAACGAGCUCACUAUCAUGACAUCCAGCAGAGCAGAUUAUCCAUGAGUCCGGAAGAGCACAGCGAGUUCUGGAGGAAGGUCCAGUUCACGGUGGAUAAAGACAUGGUCAGAAUGGACCGCAGCAACCAAUUCUUCAGAGGAGAGAAUAACCCAAACAUGGAGAUCAUGAGGCGGAUUCUGCUCAACUAUGCGGUGUUUAAUCCCGACAUGGGUUACUGCCAGGGCAUGUCCGACCUGGUGGCCCCCCUGCUCACCGAGAUCCAGGACGAAAGUGACACGUUUUGGUGCUUUGUCGGCCUCAUGGAAAACACCAUCUUCAUCAGCUCCCCGCAAGACGAACACAUGGAGAGGCAGCUGAUGUACCUGCGGGAGGUGCUGCGCCUCAUGCUGCCGCGCUUCCACCAGCACCUGACCCGACUCGGAGAGGACGGCAUGCAGCUGCUUUUCUGCCACCGCUGGAUCCUGUUCUGCUUCAAGAGAGAGUUCCCUGACACAGAAGCGCUGCACAUGUGGGAGGCCUGCUGGGCACACUACCAGACAGACUACUUCCACCUUUUCCUGUGCGUGGCCAUCAUUGUCCUGUAUGGGGAGGACGUGACGGAGCAGCAGCUUGCCACCGACCAAAUGCUGCUGCACUUCAGUAAUCUCUCCAUGCACAUGAAUGGAGAGCUGGUGCUACGCAAGGCCCGCAGCCUUCUCUACCAGUUCCGCCUUCUUCCCAGGAUCCCCUGCAGUCUGCAUGACCUUUGCAAGCUUUGUGGCCCAGGGAUGUGGGAUAGCCGCUACAUCCCCACCGUGGAGUGUUCAGGGGAACACCCGGAUUUACAGAGCUGCCCCUAUGGAGGCACCUCCACCCCACAGCCCUCCUCACCCUCCCCGUCGUCCUCUCCGAACCACACCCCCACACCCCUGCUGGACGGCAAGAGAGGCUGCAAAAAACGGGACAUUUUCACCUUCCGGAAACAGUCCUGAGUGGAGGUUAGCUUCUGCAAUUACUUUAUUAUAAAUUUCACUAAUAUGUUUUUCUUUUAUUUUGGUAGUUGAACUUUUCAUUCGGUGCACCGUUGAACACUGCCUUACCACAGUGUUGCUGUUGACGUUCAGCAUCGCGUAAAUCCGCGAUGGGGGUGGCCUGCAGUCAGACAAAUCGGAGGUCAAGAGGCUGCUUUCUCCUCUGAGCAGAACAGACAAUCACCAGGCACUGUGUCGGUCUGGAGCUACUUCAGGUUUAAGUCUGCUGCUGGUUUGGCAUUCUUCCACAGGACUUGUGGGCACCGGGGAGAUCACAGCAGGGUCUCAGGCAACUGGCCUCUCAGACUCUAAAGGGUCAAAAAGCGAACUGGGGAGUCUUUCACAGAACUGGAACUUUGACUUUUAAAAAUGUUCUUGGGUUCUCACAAUGGAAUAAUUGUGUGAAUGUCAAAUAUUAUGUGCAUAUUUAAAGUCUGAGACUCUUUUUGACAUAAAAACUCUUUGUGUUAAAGAAGUAGUAUGAAUA